Aspergillus udagawae is the source of this 420-nucleotide messenger RNA. Its product is annotated as 40S ribosomal protein eS17. The transcript is spliced from 4 exons. The record is from RefSeq and is a predicted model, not a curated record. Gene Ontology annotation, biological process: translation. Bases 1 to 420 code for a protein of 139 amino acids. Gene Ontology annotation, molecular function: structural constituent of ribosome. Gene Ontology annotation, cellular component: ribosome. NCBI's taxonomy places the organism in Eukaryota, Fungi, Ascomycota, Eurotiomycetes, Eurotiales, Aspergillaceae.
AUGGGUCGCGUUAGAACCAAGACAGUCAAGAGGUCCGCCAAGGUCAUCAUCGAGCGCUACUACCCCAAGUUGACGCUCGACUUCGAGACCAACAAGCGUCUUUGCGAUGAGAUCGCUAUCAUUGCCUCCAAGCGUCUUCGCAACAAGAUCGCUGGUUACACCACCCACCUUAUGAAGCGUAUCCAGCGUGGCCCUGUCCGCGGUAUCUCUUUCAAGCUGCAGGAGGAGGAGCGUGAGCGCAAGGAUCAGUACGUUCCUGAGGUCUCCGCUCUGGAUGUUUCCCAGACCGAGUCCGGCCAGCUCGAUGUCGAUGCCGACACCAAGGACCUCCUCAAGUCCAUGGGCUUCGACAACCUCAAGGUCAACGUUGUCAACGUCUCCCAGCAGCAGGUUCAGGAGCGCCCUCGCCGCUUCCGGUAG